AGCGCCGGCCCCGCCGCCCCCUCCGGCCCCUCCGGCUCCGUCCCGUCCCGUCCCGUCCCGCCGCCGCCGCAUGGGGCCCCCCGGGCCGGCCUGAGCCCCCCCACCCCGCCCCCGCAGCCCCGACGCCCCCGGAGACGGGCCCCGCCGAGGAGCCGCGACGGGACCCCCCCGGCUGUCCGGCCCCGGCCGGACCCCCGGGAGCACGGAGAGACCCCCCUCGGGCCCCUUCCCCGGGGGCAGCGAACCGUCGGAGCCGCCCCGGGGCUGCCCCGGCUGGACCCCCACGGACGCCCGUCGAGACCCCCGACUCGUUCCAUCGCUGGAGCAAAGACCCCGGCCCCACCGGGCACCCUUCCCCGGGGCCAGGGACCCCCGGGGCGACGCGGUCCCUCCCCGGGACACGGGGGCCGGCACCCCUGGGGACCCGCCAGCCGUCCCCGCGGGGGCGAAGGACGCCUGGAGCCCCCCGCCCGCGCCGGGGGCGAAGGCCCCGGACCCCCUGCUCGCAUUCCCCCCUCCCGGGCUGGCCCCCGGCCGCCGAGAGUCCCGCUCCCGGGGCCGGGGGGAGCCGGGCUGCCCCGUGCCCCCCGGCUGAGCCGGCCGUGAGCCGGCAGGGAGGCCGUGGGGCGUCGAGGAGCCCCGGGGGGGCCGCGGCACCCUGCCCCUCCCCGGCCCCAUGGCGGCCAAGUGGUUCAAGGAGUUCCCCUCCAACCUGAAGACGGUUUCGGAGAGGGCUCGGCCGGGCAGCGGGAGCCUGGGCAAGAGCCGCAAGAAUUCGGCCGUGGAGCUGGGGGGGUGCCGGGCCGGGCCGGGGGGGGGCAAGGAGGGGGGCGGCCGGCUGUCGCGGGACAACCUGCAGGGUCUGCUCCAGGCCGCUACUGGGAAGAUGCGGAAGAACUCGCGAGCGGAUGGGGGCACGUCGGAGGGACCCCCCAAAACCUGCGGCACCUACAUCAACCGCCUCAUCAAGGUGGAGGCGCAAGAGAAGAACGGGAAGGGGUACCCGAGCCCCCAGCCCGCCAGCCUGCCUGCUCCAGAGCAGGAUAAGGGGAAGACCCCCAAGACAGAGACGGUCAUCAUCCUGGAGGACUACGCCGAUCCCUAUGAUGCCAAGCGCACCAAGGGGCAGCGGGAUGCUGAGCGCCUGGGGGAGAACGAUGGCUACAUGGAGCCCUACGACGCCCAGCAGAUGAUCACAGAAAUUCGCCGGCGGGGCUCCAAGGAUCCCCUGGUCAAAGCCAUCCUGCUGCUGGACGGCCCUGGAGAGCCCGGGGAGGGGGGCAGCAAGCCGGAGGCGGCCAAGUGGCCAGCGGGCAAGGAGGCAGUGGGGAAGGGGCCACAGCUCUACGACACCCCCUAUGAGCCCGGGGAGGUGGUGGCUGGGGGGACCCCAGAGCGCAGGGCGAGGGCCGGGGAUGGGCGCCUGCCUGAGAACGACGAGCGCCCGGCGGGCGAGUACGAGCAGCCCUGGGAGUGGAAGAAGGAGCAGAUCGUCAAAGCGCUGUCAGUCCAGUUUGAGGGCUCGGAGCGUCCCAAGGAGGAGGCGCAGCGGCAGCACCUACGCCAGAAGAGCUGGAACCCCAAGAUGCUGAAGCCGGUGGGCACCGAGCACAGCGAGGGGGAGCGGGUGGACCCCGCCUUGGCACUGGAGAAGCAGCCCUGGUACCACGGGGCCAUCACGCGGGCCGAGGCCGAGAGCCGGCUGCAGGCGUGCCGGGAGGCCGGCUACUUAGUGCGCACCAGCGAGACCGGCAGCGGCAAGUACUCCAUCGCGCUCAAGACCAGCCAGGGCUGCGUCCACAUCAUCGUGGCCCAGACCAAGGACAACAAGUACACGCUCAGCCAGGCCAGCGGCGUCUUCGCCAGUGUCCCCGAGGUCGUGCACUAUUACUCCACCGAGAAGCUGCCCUUCAAGGGGGCUGAGCACAUGGCCCUGCUGCACCCCGUCCACUGCAAGCUGCAUUAGCGCCCACUAAUGCCCCCCCAGACUGGCCCAUGACCCCCGGCCCCAGGGCAUGGGGCAGGGUCCGGCCCCAGCGACCCCCGUGGUCUGGCAGAGGACCCCUCGGCUGCAUCCCCAGCCCUGCGGGGACCCCGCUCCGGCCUGGCAGCUGCUGCCCGCCGCUGGACUGCAGCAGGGCUGUGCUGCCCUUCGCUGGGCUGGAUCCUGCCCGCCCUGUGCCAGAGCCGACCCGCUGCAGGGCAGCCCCUGGCGCUGGGGCGGGGGGACGCAGCGAGACUGGGACGUGUAAUGAAGUAGUAAAAUAAACUUGUUGGCUGAGAGGA
Phalacrocorax carbo (great cormorant) is the source of this 2286-nucleotide messenger RNA. NCBI's taxonomy places the organism in Eukaryota, Metazoa, Chordata, Aves, Suliformes, Phalacrocoracidae. The record is from RefSeq and is a predicted model, not a curated record.